UUCAACUAUGCAGUGAUUCCUGCUAUGCUUCAACACAAAUUAACAUCAGUGUGUGUUUGAGUGCGUGAUGCAGUGGUUGAAGCAUGACCUUCCGAACCGGGAGACCAAUACGGUGAGGCUCAUCGAGCACGUCCGCCUCCCUCUCAUGUCCAAGGAAUUUGUUGUGCAUCGAGUGGAGUCAGAGCCGCUCAUGAGGACACAUUCAUCAUGCAAGGACUUUCUCAUUGAAGCCCUCAAGUAUCAUCACCUAGAGGGAGAGGAAAGACACAGCUACAAGUUUGUCCUUGUCUACAUUCCAUAUGAAUACAUUCUGCCAUUCUUA
Darwinula stevensoni is the source of this 322-nucleotide messenger RNA. NCBI's taxonomy places the organism in Eukaryota, Metazoa, Arthropoda, Ostracoda, Podocopida, Darwinulidae. The record is from the annotation of a GenBank genome assembly.